Messenger RNA from Parathielavia appendiculata, 1938 nucleotides. Its product is annotated as Poly(A) polymerase. Gene Ontology annotation, cellular component: nucleus. Gene Ontology annotation, molecular function: poly(A) RNA polymerase activity; RNA binding. The coding region runs from base 1 to 1938 and encodes 645 amino acids. The transcript is spliced from 2 exons. The record is from RefSeq and is a predicted model, not a curated record. Lineage: Eukaryota; Fungi; Ascomycota; Sordariomycetes; Sordariales; Chaetomiaceae.
AUGGAGGAACGCGUUUACGGCAUUACGCCACCCAUCUCGACUGCUCUGCCAACGGAGCAAGAGAAACGGCUGAACAACGCGCUGCACCAAGAGCUGCGCGCUCAGGGCACCUUCGAAAGCCCUGCCGAAACUGAGAAGAGAAAGGAGGUUCUCAUCCAGCUUGAGAAGAUUACGAAUGUUUUUGUGCAGAGGGCUGCGCAAGAGAAGGAGCCCAAAAAUACCAUCCUGAUUCGCGAUGCAAUCGGGAGAGUUUUCACAUAUGGCAGCUACCGUCUCGGCGUCUACGGACCCGGCUCCGACAUGGAUACCCUCGUCGUCGCGCCGAAAUAUGUCACGGUUGAGCAGUACUUCAACAUCUUCCCCAAAGUCCUUGUCGAGAUGGCUCCGCCUGGUGCCAUAACCGACCUCACUCCGGUACCCGAGGCCUUUGUGCCCAUCAUCAAGUUCGAGUUUUCAGGAAUCAGCAUCGAUCUCAUCUUUUGCUCCAUCCAAACACUGAAGCAGCUACCGGCCGAGAAGAACUGGAGCUUGGCUGAUAACAACCUCCUCCGCGGCCUGAGCGAGAACGAGGUGCGCUCGUUGAACGGGACGAGAGUGACGGACGAGAUCCUGAACCUUGUCCCCGAGCCGGCCACCUUCAGACUCGCGCUCCGGGCGAUCAAGCUCUGGGCGCAGCGCAAGGCCAUCUACGCCAACAUCAUGGGUUACCCUGGCGGUGUGGCGUGGGCAAUGCUCGUCGCGCGGGUUUGCCAGCUCUACCCCAAGGCAACGAGCGCCGUGAUAGUCAACAAGUUCUUCAACAUCAUGCUCAAGUGGCCCUGGCCGCUCCCCGUUCUCCUCAAGGAAAUUGAGUACGGUUGUCCCGUCACAAGAGUCCCGGUGUGGAAUCCCAAGCUCUCCCACAGUGAUAGAAAUCACAGGAUGCCCAUCAUCACGCCGUCCUACCCAUCCAUGUGCGCAACACACAACGUUGGCAGAUCUUCGAUGGCUGUGAUCCAGCAAGAGCUCGAGAAGGGAGCGCAGGUAACAGACGAAAUCAUGAUUGGCAGGCGACCGUGGAAAGAUCUCUUCACAAAGCACACCUUUUUCACUUCAGGGUUCAGAUACUACCUUACAGUCAUUGCGUCGAGCAGGACAAAGAAGGCACAGAAUGCCUGGUCCGGAUUCGUCGAAUCGAGGGUGCGCGUGCUGGUCAACAAGCUUGAGAUGCAUCCGAGCAUUGCCUUGGCGCGCCCGUUCAACAAGGGCUACGACAGGAUGCACCGGUGCAAAAGCAAUGCCGAAGUGGAGGAGGUGGUAUCUGCGGGAAGCCUCGCUUAUCUAUAUAACCCGCCCGCCGAUGGAGAAGCAGGGAGUAAGACCGAAAUCAAGACCGAGACCAUGAGUGAGGAUGGCGUGCCGGUGAAGCAGGAGAAUUCGGCAGGGGAGGCUGAACACGGCAUGCCCAUUAAGCAAGAGCACUCCGACGACGCGUUACCCGCCCCACCACCGAACAUCAAGCCCGAGCCCGCCGACGGUGCCGACGUCGACGUCAAACUUGAGGAUAUCCCCGAAAAGAAAGAUGAGCCCGAGUACAUGGAGAUUUACACCACUAACCACUACAUCGGGCUACAGUUGGUUGACGGCGCCAAGUCGCUCGACCUGUCGCGCGAAGUCAACGACUGGAAGGCCAUGUGCAUGUCGAAUGAUCUCUUCAAGGAAGGGCUCAUGUUCCUGUCGAUCCAACACGUCAAGAACACGGCGCUACCCGACGAUGUGUUUGAACCCGGCGAGACGAAGCCCCGGCCCGCUAAGAAGAGCCUCAAGCGAGUCGCAUCCGAGGAGCCCGGAAGUAAGCAGCAACCUCCGGCCAAGAGGCAGGUCCAGGGUAAGACCCCAGGUCCGCAGCUCCAGCGGCAACAACAGCCCACUUCGACGACGGCCGCGGCGGCUGGUUAG